Podospora pseudocomata is the source of this 2232-nucleotide messenger RNA. RefSeq names its product Glutamate decarboxylase 2 (gene GAD2). The transcript is spliced from 4 exons. Gene Ontology annotation, biological process: carboxylic acid metabolic process. The record is from RefSeq and is a predicted model, not a curated record. Gene Ontology annotation, cellular component: cytoplasm. Bases 691 to 2232 code for a protein of 513 amino acids. NCBI's taxonomy places the organism in Eukaryota, Fungi, Ascomycota, Sordariomycetes, Sordariales, Podosporaceae. Gene Ontology annotation, molecular function: pyridoxal phosphate binding; carboxy-lyase activity.
CCAUCAGGAACGCAGCCAAUCAUCUAAGGCCCCUGUCGCGACCGUUCCUGAAUCCACUUUCACCCCACUCUCUUCGACUUCUUGACGGCGGCGUCCAUCUCCAAAUGAGGGGCUUUCAGCCUUGAAAAUUCGAUUGGAAAUUCCCCAUUGAUUCCAACGCUAGAUAUCGGCGUUCCCUUUCUUCCAAGAAAGAUGGUUCAGAACAUCACCAUCCAACGGCCCCUAAACGCAUAAACGCGUGCGCGCCGAUGCUUCGGGCCUUAAUUGGACCUUCCCGGCCUAUAGCAAGAAACAUUUCUCCCCUCCUUUUCCGGACAAUUUCACCACCAACACAGCAAUCAUCUCCCCCCGCCCCAAAAUAUGGCCAGCGAUGAGGUCAUCUUUGCGACAGUUCGGCUGUUGAGCCGAUGCUGACCCAGGAACCCCCCGUUGUCUCCGAAUCCCGGAUCCUCGGCUACCUUACGUACACACGCCGCCGUGCCGGGACCGCUCCAGCAUGGCCUGCGGGAUGAAAGAACGUGGAAUGCGGGUGGGUGGACCUCGGCGUAUGCACCCGCAGCAGGCUCUUCCCUGAUGACUACAAAAAAAUCAAAAUCUCUCUCUCACUCUAUAUUUUCGAUACCUUACUUUGACUUGUCUGACUGAACCCCAACCCUGUACUUUGAUAUCGAACCACCCAACAAAACAAAGAUGAACGGAACCAACGGGGUCAAGAAGCAGACCCUCAACAGGGCAUCCGAGGUGGAACAUCUCGUUGAUGCUGUGAAAUCCUUAAUCAUCCCCUUCAUUCAGGCCGCCGAUGAUGCUGUGCCAUCCAGGGCUGCCGGGGAACUGCUCCCAAACAGGAACGGUGUCGUCCGCAAUGCCCUAGUCGAGUCCAAGAGACCGGAAGAGCUGGUCAAGGAAUUGGCCUUGUCUCUCCCUCGAGUAGGCCGUGGCGAGGAGGGUCUCUUACAGACGAUCCAAGAUGUCCUCAAGCACAGCGUCAACACCUGGGACCAGGGGUUCAUGGACAAGCUGUAUGCCAGCACCAACCCCGUCGGCGUCAUCUCCGAGCUCGUCCUCGCCGUCCUCAACACAAAUGUCCACGUCUACCAAGUCUCCCCAGCCCUGGCAGUAAUAGAAAAGCACACCGCCAAAACCUUCGCCUCCCUCUUCGGUUUCAACGGUCCCCGCGCCGGCGGCGUAACCUGCCAAGGCGGCUCCUCCUCCAACCUCACCUCCAUAGUCAUCGCCCGCAACACCCUCUACCCCGAAUCCAAACUCAACGGCAACUCCGCCGCCUCCAACGGCCCCUUUGUCUUAUUCACCUCCUCCCACGGUCACUACUCGGUUGAAAAAGCCGCCGUAACCUGCGGCUUCGGCUCCUCCUCAGUCUGGACCGUCCCCGUCGACGCCAGCGGCAGGAUGAUCCCCUCCGAACUCCGCCGCCUCGUCCAAAAGUCCCUCGACCAAGGCCUCACCCCCUUUUACGUCAACGCCACCGCCGGCACCACCGUCUUGGGGAGCUACGACCCCUUUGAGGAAAUCUCGGCCGUCUGCAAGGAGUUCAACCUCUGGAUGCACAUCGACGCCUCGUGGGGCGGCCCGGCCAUCUUUUCCGCCGCUCACAAGCACAAGCUUGCCGGCAGUCACCUUGCCGAUUCCCUGACUGUGAACCCGCACAAGAUGCUCAGCUGUCCGGUCACGUGCUCGUUUCUGCUGGGGCCGGACAUGUCGGUUUUCCACAAAGCAAACACCCUUCCGGCGGGGUACCUCUUUCACAGUUCGGCUCCGUCUGACGUGUGGGACUUGGCGGAUUUGACGCUCCAGUGCGGGAGGAGGGCUGAUUCGCUCAAGCUGGCGCUGGCGUGGAUUUACUACGGGGCGGAGGGGUUUGGGAGGCAGAUCGAGGCUGCUUUCGAGCUGGCGGCGUAUUUUGCCGGGUUGCUGGAACGGAGCGGGAACUUUGUGCUGGUUAGUGAGAACCCGCCGCCGUGCUUGCAGGUUUGUUUUUAUUAUGCGCCUGGGGGGAGGUUGAGGGAGACGGGGGAGGGGAACACGGAGGUCACGAGGGGGAUGGUGGAGAGGCUGGUGAGGAGGGGGUACAUGGUUGAUUACGCGCCGGAUGUGAGCGAGGAGAGCAGGGGGAGCUUCUUUAGGGUGGUGGUCAAUGCUCAGACGUUGAGGGGGACGGUGGAGGGGUUGGUGAAGGGGUUGGAGGCGGUGGGGAGGGAGGUGGUGCCUCAGUAG